UGCAAUAUGGCUGUGGCGAGGAUUCGAUUGGAUAAGAUGGAAGAAAAUGGCAUGCGAAGUGUUAUUAAAUUUUAGUGAAAUGUUUGUUUGCUCUGGUUGCGUAGAAUGGGAGGCUGCAUAGGUAUAACUAGGGCGAGAAAUGCCUCAGUUAACGAUACAUCGGAGAGUUCGACGAGAACCAAUUCGGGAAAUUCAAGGAAAAAUCAUCUCUUGUGCCAUGAGGUAAUUAGAUGGAAGUCUGAUGUACCAUUGACUGAGGGUCAAUUGAGAAGUAAGCGAGAUGAGUUCUGGGAUACCGCGCCCGCGUUUGACGGUCGCAAAGAGAUCUGGGACGCGCUGAGGGCGGGCGCGACCGCUGCGGAGGCGCAGGACUACCAGUUGGCACAGGCGAUAUUGGACGGGGCGAAUAUUUCUGUGCCAAAUGGCUUCUUAACCGAAUGUUACGACGAAUUAGGAACCCGUUAUCAAGUACCUAUUUAUUGUUUAUCCUAUCCAAUUAAUAUCGUCAAGGAAGAUAGCGGAAGAGAUUCUCCUGCCGAUUGUUCAGAACCAAUUGACGAGGGAACGGAGCAGACUUUGAAACUUAGAUUAUCGACUACUUUAGGAGAAGUUAAACUACCUGUUUAUAGCAAUGACACUAUUGGCAUUGCCAAGAAAAAAUUACAGAGUCAAGAAGGUCUGGAACCGUCGCGUCAGAGGUGGUUCUUUGGCGGUAAAUUGCUGGGUGAUAAAAUGCACAUAGAGGAAGCAAAAGUGCAACCGGGUUAUGUUAUACAAGUAAUUGUAAAUCCAGAAAAGACAGAUUACAGUCCCGUGAAAGCUAGUUGAACUUGCGCACGAACAUGACGCAAGACAGGUCAUGUUUUAAAAAAAUCAAGCAAUGAAAUAAUAAGAAUAUUUUUACGCUUGUUAACAAAACCUUGUUAACCAUGUAUUCAAGUAAGAAAGAAUAUCAUAUUUUUUAAUUUUGUAUCGCGUAAUGUUAUACAUAUAUAUACAUAUACGAGAGAGUAUUAUCAAAAGUUAAAUUAUUUCAAGAGACGAAAAUUGGAUAUAUAACAAACAAUUGUCUUGUACUGCAUAAACUUCUCUAUUUAAUCUACUUAAAAUUGACAGUUAAGUGGCUCUUUUCUCUCUCUCUUUCUCUCUCUCUCUCUCUCUCUUCUACUUCUGUCUAGUUUCGAUCUUGAAAUGCCUACAUUUAAAUAAGUAACACCAAUCUAACAAGCUCUAAUGGUUUGCGAUGCGAGCUGUUGAGCUUUUUACCUACUUGGGCUAAUAAUUGAUUGGCGGGACGAGCAAUCAAAAUUAUUGCCACGAGUAAAGUUACAUAUUAGAAAGAGAGACAACAAACAAAUAUAGGAUAAAGACAACGCAGCUUAUAGAUAAUUAAAAAUAAAAGAGUUACAUGAUGUAUAUUUAUAUUCCUAAAAAAAUAUAAAUGGACGUACUAUUUUUC
Molecule: messenger RNA, 1459 nt
Organism: Pseudomyrmex gracilis
Lineage: Eukaryota; Metazoa; Arthropoda; Insecta; Hymenoptera; Formicidae
Product: ubiquitin domain-containing protein 1
Exons: 4
Coding region: 106-828 (240 amino acids)
Molecular function (GO): protein binding
Source: RefSeq, a predicted model, not a curated record